GAUUCCAUUCGUCGUCUCUAUUCCGACGCCAGUUGGCGUUUUUCGUCUUCUCUCUUCGCGAAUCUGGCCGCCUCCGCCUCUUCUGCGAUCCCCACGCCGACCCCGAUCCCAACCCCCUCCGCACGGACAUGAUCCGCAAGCUUCGUCUUCUUCUUCUUCUAUUGGCUCUCGUAGCUCUUACCCUCACCUCGAGGAUCCGACUCGGCUGUGCGCACGAGCACCACGGCGAGGGGGAGGAGGAGGAGAAAGACGAGGACGAGGACGAGUCAAGCUGCGAGGCGAAACCCGAUAUCCAUCUCGUCGCGGGUUACCGUCCAGGAACCGUCACCAUCGACGGCCGAUCAGAUGACUGGGCCGGCGUUGAUGGACCUCUGCUCCCUCUCCUUCCCGCGCUCGAUUUUGACGAGGAUGAGGCUUACGGCGGCGGAAAGAUGACUGUCAAGGCUGUGCAUGAUGGUCAAAACGUAUACUUCAUGCUGCAAGUUGCUGGCGAGUAUGCUUAUUCUUUGGACCCCCGGCCACAGUGCAGCGGUUGGCCCUCCAAGCGGUUAACCAGCGAUGAUCAUAAAUGUCCUUCAGUUGCUCUAAUGUUUCAAGUUGGGGAAAAUGCAACAUAUAAAAAUAUGGGAGGUUGUUCUCACAUGCCUGGUUCAUGCACUGAUAAAAACUGCCAUGGUCACGAGGUAGACAUUAUGCACUUUUCUGUUGGCAAAGCGAUUCCUGGACGGCUAUAUGGUAGUAAUCUUGUUGACAACAGUAAAGGAAAUGGAAAUGAUAGUUUCGGACAUCUGGUUGAUGUUUAUGCUUGGAAUCCACACUGUCGUUACCUUGAUGGAACUGGUCCUCCAGAAGAUAAAUCAAUUGGGAAAAAUGAUUGGGUUGGAGCUUGGUGGCACAGUUCUCUAGUGUCUCAUAUAGGAUUCAUAGAAGAAGAUUCUCCGUAUGGGAAGAGCGGUGAGCAAGGCACUUACCUUUUCGAAUUCUCCAGACCCCUGAGAACAAUGGAUCGUUUUCAACAGGACGCUCAGUUUACCAUCGGCCAGACCAGCAAGGUGGCCGUUGCUUUCUGGUAUCCAACAGAUGGUAAACCAUGGAGCAAAUCCCAGCACUUCUCAGCUAGCUGCAAUUGGUUGGCAUUGGAUGUAGCUCCAGCCUCUGAACUAUCAUCUGUCUCUCCUGUGUCACCAAGAAUUGGGCCAUCAGAUGCAGCCACAUCCUUCGCUUUGCUCCUAUCGGUCGUCUCCUUCUGCCUCACUAUAUUUAUCGGAUACUGGGUUUCCAAAACUAGACCUGUGCCCUUCACACCUAUCGACAGCCUAUGAUAGCACUAAAAAAUGCUCUUCUUUGCUGCACAUUCACCAAACACACCAGAUUAUAUAUUCAGUUGUGCUCAA
Molecule: messenger RNA, 1394 nt
Organism: Zingiber officinale
Lineage: Eukaryota; Viridiplantae; Streptophyta; Magnoliopsida; Zingiberales; Zingiberaceae
Exons: 9
Coding region: 129-1322 (397 amino acids)
Molecular function (GO): heme binding
Source: RefSeq, a predicted model, not a curated record